AUGGUCACUGUUCACCCACGUCCACCUGCGUUAGGGAACCUGCGCAUGCAGUGUAAAGGGAGCUUGGUGCAGCUGGUCCGGUCACUGGCGGCCAGUCGGAAGCAGGCUGUGGAGCAUUCUGUGAGCCUGAAGAGUGGUAAGACACCCCUGAUGAAGAAGGUGGACGUGCUUGAAGGAGAGAUGCUGUCUCCUCAGCAGCAGAAGUGGGCACACAGCCUGCCCAACGACUGGGUCACGGAAAACCCUGUGCUUCUCAAGGAAAGGAAAAGAGCCAAGAGGAAGAAAUAUCAGGAGAGUGAGAACACCAUUGCUGCCCGGGAAGUGCGGGGCCUCAGAGACACCAUCGACCGCCUAGGAUUUGCUCUCUGGGCAGAGGAGAGAGCCGCCUACCUCAGCGAGUUGUGUUCUUGCCUAAGGGGCAACUGGCUGGCCGUCAAUAUGUCUUCAGUGGGACGAGUGACCCAGGUUCAGAAUGGGAAAGUCUACCAGCAGAUCUUCGAAGCUGAGGUGCAGCUGGUCCGGUCACUGGCGGCCAGUCGGAAGCAGGCUGUGGAGCAUUCUGUGAGCCUGAAGAGUGGUAAGACACCCCUGAUGAAGAAGGUGGACGUGCUUGAAGGAGAGAUGCUGUCUCCUCAGCAGCAGAAGUGGGCACACAGCCUGCCCAACGACUGGGUCACGGAAAACCCUGUGCUUCUCAAGGAAAGGAAAAGAGCCAAGAGGAAGAAAUAUCAGGAGAGUGAGAACACCAUUGCUGCCCGGGAAGUGCGGGGCCUCAGAGACACCAUCGUUCCUGAGAAAACCAGCACCAUCACCCUUCAAAGGAGAGGAGAGUCAAAAAAGGAGAGUUAUGAGAGUGCUUUGAUGAACUUUCAGGAGGAGAUCAAACAAAUUGGGAUGGAAAUGGAACCUCUCAUCUUGGAAUCAGGAACCCUUCUUCUGCAAAAAUUGGCUGAGUGUGAUGAAGACAUUGAGCAUCUCUUCAUAAAGCUGGAAACUGACUCCAAGCUCCAAGAGUACACCAUCCAAACUUUGUUGGAACUGUGGGAUAAGGUGUCUGAGAAGUGCCUCUUCCGCAAGCAGUGGAUCAAGGAGCUGGAUGAAAAGCUGCACUACCUUGAGUUCUCUCGAGUUGAUAAACUUAGAGAUGUGUUGAAGAAGUAUGUGGAAAUCAUUGAGAAAACUUCCUACCUCAUGCAGCCUGAUGUGUACAGACUGAUAAAUAAAGAAGCCAUGACCAUAAACCAGGCUCUGCUGGGCAACCGGAGGGCCAUUGCCCAGCUGUUCCUCAACCUGACGGUGACCACCCUGCAGCAGGAUGUCAGCAACCACCGCCGCUGGCAGGCCCUGGUGGACACCUGGAAGGGUCUCAAGAAGGAAGCUCUGGUACAGAGUUUCAGUGAGUUCAUGGCCAGUGAGAGGAUCCAGUCUCCUCCAGCCGUGAAGAAGGAGCUGGAAGUCAUGCAGAAAACCCAGAAAUCACUAAAGCAGAAGCGGCUGCAACAUCUCUACACAUUGUGUGAGCUUCUGCCCCCAGUUUACAGCCAAGCUCAACUGACCGAAUGGUAUUCUUCUCUUGUUGCCCUGAAUAAGCAACUGGACACCUACCACAUGGAUUGCAUGAUGCGCAUCCGCCUGCAGUACGAGAAGACCUGGCAGGAGUGCCUCGCCCAGGUGCAGAAGUGUAAGAAUCAGCUGCUGGAUUGGAAAGCCUUCACUGAGGAGGAGGCAGGGAACCUGGUGAGCCCGUCCUUCUUCCAGAUGGUGGGUGUGCUACAGAGCAAGGUGGAGGAGGAGCUGGAGACCAUGGACAAGUCCUUUGAGGCCCUGGCAAAGCAGACGGAGUGGCAGAGCCUGGAUAUAUUCCGCUACUUUCAGGAGGCAGUGCAGCUGUGGGAGGCCCACCAGAGCGCACUGUCGGUUCAGGAGCUGGAGCUCGAGAGGAGGAUGGAGCAGCAUCGACAGAGGCAGGACCAGGAGAACCAGGACCAGGAAGCCAACCUGGAAAAGCUUUUGGACCAACUGAGGCAACAAAGCCAUGAGCAAACACUGAAGUUAUAUCUGGAAAGGGCCAAAGAUUUUCUGAAGAGCAUAAAAUUAAGGUACGAAAGUUUCCAUGUCGUCCUGACAAAGGAAGUGACGGAAUACCCGUUGACAAUACUAAAAGAACUCAAUUCCUACAGCUACACCCUCAGCCAACACUUUUUCGUUCAGGAAAUCUUUGAGCAGAACUUGGACGGAGAAGUCUUUCUCAGACUCAGGGAACCAGAAAUUCAUGAAAAGCACUUCCUGGAGAGAAUGCAGAAGCUGAGGAGAAACCAGAGAGCUACAGCUGAAAUGAACAAAAGUGAGGAGAGUCUAAGUCAAGGGCCAAGUACCCCCAGAUCAGCAGAAGAAAUGAAAGAGAUGGAAGAAGAAGAAGAGUAUCAAGAAAUCCAUUCCUUCGUAAGUGAAGAGAUGCUGCGUCAGCCAGAAAAAUCUAUUUUAUACAAACAGAAAGAUGCAUCCGGAGAAGGAUCUGUUCAAGGGUUAGUGGAAAUGCCGAUUCAAAGAGAGAGCUCCUCAAAACCAUUGUUGGCUGAGGAAAGCAUAACAUCUCAAGAGGAGAAUGAGGAUAAGGAAGAGAAAACUGAGGAGGAGGAAGAGAAAAAGGAGGAGGAGGAAGAAAAAAAUGAAGAAGAGGAAGAGAAAAAUGAAGAAGAGGAAGGAGAAGAAACGGGAGAAGAUGAGAACGCAUCUGUGGAGGAGGCCGAAUCCAAGGAAGAGAGUCUGGGGGAAAACUCCAAUGAGGACAUGGAGUCCUUCACAACUUCUAGUGGGAACACAUACUUUGUCUUCUUCCCCCUGGAAGAAGAAGAGAAUUACAGGAGGCCCCAUUCCCACCUCUCAACUAUGCUCACGGAGGAGGCUUGCGAUGCCACAUUCCUACAGCACGUCAUCAUUCCAUCCUGUUUGCUUUCAGAAAUUAAGAAACAACUUCGUACUGGCUUUUUUGAGCACCUUGAGAAAUGGUUUGACCAGUGUGCCAUCAACAUCCGGGUCACCAUGGCCACCAAGAUCAAGGAUUUGGAGUCUAAACUGGAGCUGCGUCUGCAUGUGCACCAGCCCCUAGCCCUGCACAUUGAAAGAAACAUCCACAACGUCAGGGCAGCCGAGCUCUUGCUUCACCAAGAGCGGGUGGACAGUCACUGUGCCGGGGUGAUCGAGGCGCUGAAGAAGAAGAGGCUGAUGUUCUGCCAGUUCCAAGAAGAACAAAGCACAAGGAGCAAAAACUUCCGCCGUAAGAUUUACGACAUGGAGCAUGCCUUCUUGAACGCCUCAAGGAGUCACAAGCUGGUCAUUCUCAGCAGCACACUGCACAGGGAGCUACUCAGCUAUGUCGACUUCAUCCAGUUGUCCUUGCGCAGCUUCCGCCAGUACUUGGAGGAGAGUCUGGGCAAGCUCCGCUAUACCACCAUGGAGUUCGUCAAGCACUGCAGAUUAUUUUCAGAGGGAGGUAACUUUUCUGCUGAAGAAAUUGACUCACUGUGUAUUAGACUGAAGAAGGAAGCAGCUCGAAUAGAGUUUGUUGAAAGUCUAAUCAUGAUCAACAUGGAGAAGAUGGCGAGCGAAUACCUGGACCAGGCCAAUGAUAUCAUCAAUAAAUUUGAAAGUAAAUUCCAUAAUCUAUCUGUGGACCUCAUUUUCAUAGAGAAAAUCCAGCAGUUGCUUACAAAUCUACAAGUGAAUAUCAAGUGUGAGGUGGCAAAAUCCAAUUUGCAAGCAGAUGAAUUAAAUUCAUCUCUGAAGCUACUUCAAAACAACAUAGGAACCUGUCGAAACUCAAGAGAGAAAAAUACAGUGACUACAGAUGAUGUUCUCAACUUUGUCCGAACUUGGAUCACAAAAGUGAGCCAGAGGAUUCAGUACCUCAACUGCAGUCUGGAGCUGGGGACACAGACUUAUGUGGUCUUUACUGACAACACUGAUACCACUGACCCAGAGAUGGAGAGUGACCUCUUUGUGUCAUCAGCAGUCCUUGAAGAAGAGGCCAAGGGGGAACUGGUCACCCCAGAGUCCUUCGCUCAGCCGAGCCGCAUGGGGAAGUCCAUGAUUGAGGACCCAGCGGUGGAGGUAGUCAAGAGGAUCCUGCAAUUUCCUGACACAAAAUACUUAGACCAUUUGUGUGAAAAAAAUCGGUCCCAGACAGGUAAAGGUUAAUAGGCCUUUUGGUCUCUGGGCAGCCAGUGGUGAGAAGACACGAUGUCCUGUGGCCCAUCCUCAACUCCUGUAUUCUUUUCGUCACCCAAAGGCUUGAAGCGAUCUGGGCGUCGGGGAGAAAACUUCCUGAAGAAGGCCUUGUCCGUUGCCAGUACCUCCUCAGUUGGGAGCAUCAGUCGGCACUCCAAGUACAACCGAAUGGACAAGAAGUACCAGGUACUCGGCGAGAAGGCUCCGGCUCCCUCUCAGCACUUUAAAGGGAUCAUCCUGACCCUUCUCUGGGAGAGCAACGAGCUGCUGUUGAUGGUCCUGGAGGACUUUUACCACAAAGAAAAGCGCCCAGUCACCAGGCCUGACUGCAUGUACGAAACCUUCGACCAGUGUGCAGAAAGCAUCGGCAAGAAGAUCCUGGACUACCAAAGCCAGACGGACGAGUACCACAACUCCUGCCUCAUUGAAUUGCGGGCUCAGCUGAGAAGAUUUGAGGAGCUGCUACCCCAGGUGUGUUGGCUGGUGACAGAGAAUUUCAAGGAGCACUACUGGGGAAGAUUUUCCACCUCCAUCAAUGAGAUUUGUGGACAGCUUCAGGAGCAACUGAAGCAGCUGGAGAAAACCAAGGAUGAAAACGCCCAGAAGCUCCAUCCAAAUUUAGGACACCCGACCUAUUUGCAAGAAAUGGAGUCUCUAUGCCAACGGGAACAGAAAAGGCAGGAAGAGCUAGAUAAUGUGAUUGAGACCAACAGGGAGCAGCUGGAGGAAUUCACCAGGAAAUAUGGUCAGUCCUUCAUAACUGACUUGGCCGACUUCACUGAGAAAUUCCUGCUGCAGUUGGAUGAAGUGGUCACCAUCGAUGAUGUCCAGGUUGCGAAGAUGGAGCCUCCCAAACAGAAAACAUCCAUCCUCAUAAGGAGGAAACUCACCGGGCACUCCCUGGAGGAAGAGCAAGAAAAGCCCCUUAUUGAACGGGGGAGCAGGAAGUGGCCAGGAAUUAAACCCACUGAAUUCACCAUCCAAAAUAAGAUUCUCCUCCGGAAAAGGACAUCCACUACCACCACCAAAACAACCCUGGGCCACUUGGCGGCCGUGGAAGCCCGAGAUGCUGUUUAUCUGAAAUGUAUGGCCUUGUUUGAGGAGGAGAUGAAGAAGAUCCAGAAUGACAGCACAUUGCAAAUGAAGGAAGCUCAGCGUUGGAAGGACAGCUGGAAGCGCUCUGUGCUCACCAUCCGGGACCUGUACUCGUGA
This is a messenger RNA of Chrysochloris asiatica (Cape golden mole), 5439 nucleotides long. It is a transcript of the gene CCDC180, whose product is annotated as coiled-coil domain containing 180. The record is from RefSeq and is a predicted model, not a curated record. Lineage: Eukaryota; Metazoa; Chordata; Mammalia; Afrosoricida; Chrysochloridae.